AUGGAUCACGACGACAAAAUAUCUAUACGGCUUGCAAUCGAAGUACAAAGAUGCACCAAUGGCUACGAUCUCAAUCUGCUCCAAGUCAACGGUCAUCUGUGCCUCUCUCGCAAAUCCAAAGUCUCCUGUUGUGGAGACGGACCUAGUGGACUCGUGAACCUCACAAGCAGAACUACCUAUGCUGUCUGGAACUCGGAACUCCAAAAGAUUGUGGCUGGGGUGCCCGAUCCUAGCCAGAUACGAUGGCGAUCAAGAUUGCGAAUGAUGUGGAAUGAAACGAGGUUGAAUAAGCUGCUCAAUGCUCUGCGUGCUACUUCAAAUUCAUGGCUGAUCACUUACACGGACACUCUUUCUGAGAUCAAACUGAUGCUGCAGCAGAAAGAUUUAAUUGGGACCUCCAUCCACGCGACACGGUCCCUUCGCUCAGAAAAUCCUAUCAUCAGAGUCGCCACAUCUGUCAACGUUACUGACAGCAAGACUGGGAGUAUUUGUUCCUCGGACACUGCCUCCAUCGUAGCUCCUUCAGACCUCGAGCUCGGGUUCGACGACAUAAUAAUCAACAGCCAAACGUAUGGGCGGUUGCUUGCCCAAGCUCAAGCCAAGUCGAGAAUCGAGAGUUUGGAGGAAUUGGAUGAUCUCAUCGACUUCGCCAAUGAUGACACCGUCAGGGAGGAAGAAUCGUCUGUUUUUGGACUCCCGGAAGCUUUGCGCGGCCUUGAUUGA
Messenger RNA from Hyaloscypha bicolor E, 723 nucleotides. RefSeq lists its product as uncharacterized. NCBI's taxonomy places the organism in Eukaryota, Fungi, Ascomycota, Leotiomycetes, Helotiales, Hyaloscyphaceae. The transcript is spliced from 4 exons. The record is from RefSeq and is a predicted model, not a curated record. The coding region runs from base 1 to 723 and encodes 240 amino acids.